AUGUACAGCGUGAGCUUCAAAGACGAAGAACGAUUUUACCUUCGACUGCUGCUCCUUCAUGUUCGUGGCGCAACAAGCUUUGAAUCGAUACGAACAUUCACCGGAACGGUUUAUCCAACAUUCAAAGAAGCUGCAUCGGCACGAGGACUUCUUGAGUCAGACGAGGAGUGGGACCGCUGCUUACAUGAAGCUUCCACCUAUGAAAUGCCAAAGCAAUUGCGGGAAACGUUCGCUUACAUUUGUUGCUUCUGUCAGCCCUCCCAACCAAUUGAACUGUGGAACAAAUAUGUCAUCGACCUGGCUCUCUACUACAUGCGACGUUUCACCGAUGACGUCGCAAUAAACAUGGCACUUCAUGACAUCAACGCGAUUCUCAAACAACAUGGAUUGUCUUGCGCACUAAUCGAUCUGCCAACACCAAUCGGAAUUGCACCAGAAGCCAAGCUCUACGAUCCAGCUGAAGAAGCACGCGAAGGCGACGAACGCGUUGUGAUACUCAACGACAAGCAAUUGGAUGCAUUCGGAAAAAUCGUAGGUGCCAUCGAUAACCAGCAUGUUGAGCAUCGGUGCUUCUAUCUCGACGGUCCUGGAGGAUCCGGAAAAACAUUCCUUUACACAACACUAAUGGCAUUUAUCCGCAGAAGAGGACAGAUCCUAAUUGAAUUAGUUGAGCCAAUGUUAGGUACCGGCCGAUAUCUCGAUCGUAUAAUUCAACGUAUAUUAAAAGUGGAUCGUCGAAAAUCGGCAUUGUCAGUGAAAAUAGAACUUGAACAAGAAUUAGGCGUGGUAAUUCAUGAAGAUACGGUUCGUAAUCGUGCACAUGAAAUUGGUUUUUACGGCCGUACAACACGCAAAAAACCUUAUGUAAAUAGGGGUAGUCAUUUUAAACGUAUAAAAUAUGCAAGGCAUAUGUUAAAACAGCCGUUUGGUUACUGGAAUAAUGUCUUGUGGUCGGACGAGUCACAAUUUAAUUUGUUUGGUUCGGACGGGAAAGUUAUGGUUUGGAGAACGCCGAAGGAAGAAUUUGAUCCCAAAUGCACGGUAGCAACAGUCAAACAUGGUGGCGGUAAUUUGAAGGUGUGGGGAUGUUUUUCGAGAGCCGGUGUUGGUAAUCUAUUUUUUCUUGACAGAAUCAUGGACAGAUUCUAUUACAAAGAAAUAUUAGAAAAAAAUCUGCUUGCGUCGUCCAAUAAAUUACGUUUAGGCAAGAAAUUGGUCUUUCAACAUGAUAACGAUCCCAAACAUACGGCUGGAAUAGUUAAAGAUUGGUUAAAGGAAAAAGGGAUUGAAAUAUUGGAAUGGAUUCCGUAUUCACCAGAUCUUAAUCCAAUGGAACAUAUGUGGGAUGAAUUGGAACGGCGAAUGAAAAAACACCAGCCAAAGAACAAAGACGAACUAAGAAAGGCUCUUUUGCAAGAGUGGAAUGGAAUUGGCACUGAUAUCACGGAAAAACUUGUUGAUACAGUACCUAAUCGUUUAUAUGAAUGUAUAACAAUGAAAGGCUUUUCAACCAGAUAUUAA
Didymodactylos carnosus is the source of this 1521-nucleotide messenger RNA. NCBI's taxonomy places the organism in Eukaryota, Metazoa, Rotifera, Eurotatoria, Philodinida, Philodinidae. The record is from the annotation of a GenBank genome assembly.